Messenger RNA from Vitis riparia (riverbank grape), 7445 nucleotides. RefSeq names its product ATP-dependent helicase BRM. The record is from RefSeq and is a predicted model, not a curated record. Gene Ontology annotation, biological process: positive regulation of transcription by RNA polymerase II. NCBI's taxonomy places the organism in Eukaryota, Viridiplantae, Streptophyta, Magnoliopsida, Vitales, Vitaceae. Gene Ontology annotation, cellular component: nucleus. The transcript has 14 exons. Bases 386 to 7174 code for a protein of 2262 amino acids. Gene Ontology annotation, molecular function: protein binding; DNA binding; ATP-dependent chromatin remodeler activity.
GAAAAAUGAAAAGAAAAUAAAGCCAAAUCCUAAAAUACCUAACCUAGGGUUUGACUGAAACAUGCAAAUCGCGUGAAAUCCAGAGCCGAGUUACCGAUUCCGGCGAGUUCGGUUGCCGCCGGCGCCAGCUCGGACACCGAUCCUUCAAUGGUCGACAAUUUGGCGCCAAAUUCGCAUUGGAACCUCGCCAAAACCACUUGUAUUGACAGCGGAAAUAGCGGUUUUGGAGAGAGAAAGUAGGGUAGAGAGAGAGAAAGAGUGGGCGGGGUGUUUUUCGAACGUUGGGAUCGGAGGGCAAAAGGGGUAAUUUUUGAGGGAAUUGGGAGGGUUUGAUUUGGGUGGAUUUUCCAGUUUUCUGUGAUUGUCGGAAUUUGGAUUUUUUUGCAUGCAAUCUGGUGGUGGGCCCGGCCGGAAUCCGGCGGUGGGGCCGCCGGGAAGGGCCACGUCGACGUCGUCUGCGUCGCCGUCCUCUUCUUCGUCUGCGGUGUCGACGCCUCACCUAGGGUUUGAUUCCAUACAACAGCAGCAGCAGCAGCAGCAACAGCAACAGUCUAGGCAGUCAUUACAACAGCAACUACUACGAAAACCUGAAGGAAAUGAAGCCCUUCUAGCAUAUCCAGGUGGUGGUCUACAGGGAGUCAUGGGAGGGGGCAAUUUUGCAUCAUCUUCCGGCUCCAUGCAACUACCACAGCAGCCCAGGAAGUUCAUUGAUUUGGCUCAACAACAUGGUGCCCCCCACAUUAGAGAGGACAACCAGAACAAGAGUCAAGGUGUGGAGCAACCAGUUUUAAAUCCUGUACAUCAAGCUUAUCUGCAAUAUGCUUUCCAGGCUGCCCACCAGAAGUCGGCUUUGGGAAUGCAACCCCAACAGCAUGCUAAAAUGGGAAUGGUUGGUCCUCCAUCUUGGAAGGAUCAGGAUGCCCGGAUGGGAAAUCUGAAAAUGCAGGAUCUCAUUUCCAUUCAGGCAGCAAACCAGGCUCAGGCAUCAUCAUCCAAGAAGCCAGCUGAACACUUCGCUCGUGGUGAGAAGCAGAUGGAGCCAGUACAGGCUCCCAUUUCGGACCAGAGGAGUGAGUCAAAACCACCCACAAUGCCGACAGCAGUUGGACAGUUAAUGCCUGGAAAUGUUACAAGGCCUAUGCAGUCUGUGCAGAAUCAACAAAGCAUCCAAAACAUGGCAAACAACCAGCUUGCAGUGGCUGCGCAGCUGCAAGCAAUGCAGGCUUGGGCACUUGAGCGCAAUAUUGAUCUGUCACUACCUGCAAAUGCAAAUUUAAUGGCGCAGCUUAUUCCUCUGAUGCAAACUAGGAUGGUUACACAGCCAAAACCAAACGAAAGCAAUAUGGGUGCACAGCCAUCACCAGUCCAAGGCCCAAAGCAGCAGGUGACUUCUCCACCAGUUGCAAGUGAGAAUUCUCCCCAUGGUAAUUCUUCAAGUGAUGUUUCUGGGCAGUCUGGCUCUGCAAAAGCCAGGCAGACAGUUCCACCAAGCCCUUUUGGCUCAAAUCCAAAUGCUGCUAUAGUUAACAACACUAACAACAUUCCAGUGCAGCAGUUUUCAGUUCAAGGCCGAGAGAGUCAGGUGCCUCCUAGACAGUCAGUUGUGAUUGGAAACGGAAUGUCCCCCAUGCAUCCCCCACAACCAUCUGUGAACAUGAGCCAGGGGGUGGACCAUCCAUUGCAUGCGAAAAAUACAUUAAGUGGCCAAGAAUCCUUACAAAUGCAGUACCUCAGGCAGUUGAAUCGAUCUUCCCCGCAAUCUGCCGUUCCUCCUAAUGAUGGGGGCUUGGGAAACCAUUACCAAUCUCAGGGUGGACCGCUUCCUCAGGUGCCCCAACAGCGUUUUGGGUUUACCAAACAGCAACUACAUGUUCUUAAGGCACAGAUACUCGCAUUUCGGCGUUUAAAGAAAGGAGAAGGUACUCUCCCUCAAGAGCUUCUUCGAUCUAUUGCUCCACCACCGCUGGAAUCACAGUUGCAGCAGGCAUUUCUUCCUGCCACAGCAAUUAAUCAAGAUAAAUCUGCUGGGAAGAAUGUAGAAGACCAUGGAAGGCAAUUGGAAUCUAAUGAGAAGGAUUCACAAGCUGUGCCAUCAACUAAUGGACAUAAUUUUUCAAAAGAGGAAGCGUUUGCAGGAGAUGAUAAAGCAACUCCAUCAACAGUUCAUAUGCCAGGUGCCCCUACUGUGAUGAAGGAACCCAUACUAGUUCUAUCUGCUGGGAAAGAAGAGCCACAAACUACUUCAUUUUCUGUUAAGUCAGACCAGGAAGUUGAACGUGGUAUUCAGAAAACUCCUAUUAGAAGUGAUUUUGCACCAGAUAGGGGAAAGGCAGUUGCACCACAGGUGGGUGUAUCUGACUCUCUGCAAGUUAAGAAACCUGUCCAAACAAGUUCCACACCCCAGCAAAAGGAUGCUGGCUCUACCAGAAAGUAUCAUGGACCACUAUUUGAUUUCCCUUUUUUCACUAGGAAACAUGACUCAUUUGGGUCAGCAAUGAUGGUUAAUAACAAUAGCAAUCUGACAUUGGCAUAUGAUGUUAAAGAUCUUCUUUUUGAGGAAGGCAUGGAAGUUCUUAACAAGAAAAGGACAGAAAACUUGAAGAAGAUAAGUGGUUUACUAGCAGUGAACUUAGAGAGGAAAAGGAUAAGGCCGGAUCUAGUUUUAAGAUUGCAAAUCGAAGAAAGGAAGCUUCGACUUUUAGAUCUUCAGGCACGUUUGAGGGAUGAAGUUGAUCAACAGCAACAGGAGAUAAUGGCAAUGCCUGACAGGCCAUACCGGAAGUUUGUUCGGCUAUGUGAGCGUCAACGAAUGGAGCUCAUGAGGCAAGUACAGGUCUCUCAAAAAGCCAUGAGAGAGAAGCAACUGAAAUCCAUUUUUCAGUGGCGUAAGAAGCUUCUUGAGGCUCAUUGGGCUAUCCGCGAUGCUCGGACUGCCCGUAACAGGGGAGUUGCCAAAUAUCAUGAGAGGAUGUUGCGGGAGUUUUCAAAGAGAAAGGAUGAUGAUCGGAAUAAAAGGAUGGAAGCGUUGAAGAAUAAUGAUGUUGAAAGGUACAGGGAGAUGUUGCUAGAGCAGCAAACUAGUAUUCCCGGUGAUGCUGCAGAGAGAUAUGUUGUUCUCUCUUCAUUCUUGACGCAGACAGAAGAGUAUCUUCAUAAACUGGGAAGUAAAAUAACAGCUGCCAAGAAUCAGCAGGAGGUGGAGGAAGCAGCAAAUGCUGCAGCAGCUGCUGCACGAGCACAGGGUCUAUCAGAAGAAGAAGUUAGGACAGCAGCAACUUGUGCUGGAGAGGAAGUAAUGAUACGGAAUCGGUUCAUUGAAAUGAAUGCCCCUAAGGAAAGCUCUUCUGUUAACAAGUAUUAUACUCUUGCGCAUGCUGUGAAUGAAAGGGUCAUGAGGCAGCCGUCAAUGUUACGGGCUGGAACCUUACGUGAUUAUCAGCUUGUUGGGUUGCAAUGGAUGCUCUCCUUGUACAACAACAAACUGAAUGGAAUUUUGGCUGAUGAGAUGGGUCUUGGGAAAACUGUACAGGUAAUGGCGUUGAUUGCUUAUUUGAUGGAGUUCAAAGGAAACUAUGGUCCACAUCUUAUUAUUGUUCCUAAUGCUGUUCUGGUAAACUGGAAGAGUGAAUUACACAAUUGGCUGCCAUCUGUGUCCUGUAUUUAUUAUGUUGGUGGAAAGGAUCAAAGAUCGAAAUUAUUUUCUCAAGAGGUGUGUGCCAUGAAAUUUAAUGUCCUUGUGACAACUUAUGAAUUCAUCAUGUAUGAUCGUUCAAAACUUUCAAAAGUUGAUUGGAAGUAUAUCAUCAUUGAUGAAGCACAACGGAUGAAGGAUAGGGAAUCAGUUUUGGCACGUGAUCUUGAUAGAUAUCGCUGCCAGAGGCGCCUACUUCUCACAGGAACACCAUUGCAGAAUGACCUGAAAGAACUCUGGUCGCUUCUAAAUCUGCUUCUUCCUGAAGUUUUUGACAAUCGAAAAGCUUUUCAUGAUUGGUUUUCGAAACCUUUUCAAAAGGAAGGCCCCACUCAUAAUGCAGAGGAUGAUUGGCUUGAGACUGAAAAGAAGGUGAUCAUUAUUCACCGACUUCAUCAAAUUCUGGAGCCUUUCAUGCUCAGACGCCGUGUUGAAGAUGUGGAAGGUUCACUUCCUCCUAAGGUUUCGAUUGUUUUAAGAUGUAAAAUGUCAGCUAUUCAGGGGGCUAUUUAUGAUUGGAUAAAGUCGACUGGAACCCUUAGAGUUGAUCCUGAAGAUGAGAAGCGCAGGGUCCAAAAAAAUCCAAUUUACCAGGCUAAGGUAUAUAAAACUCUAAAUAACAGAUGCAUGGAGCUCCGGAAAGCUUGUAAUCAUCCUUUGCUUAAUUACCCAUAUUUCAAUGAUUUCUCAAAGGAUUUCCUUGUGAGAUCUUGUGGGAAAAUGUGGAUCUUGGAUAGGAUCCUGAUAAAACUUCAGAGAACUGGGCAUCGAGUAUUACUUUUCAGUACAAUGACAAAACUCCUUGAUAUACUGGAGGAAUAUUUGCAAUGGCGACGACUUGUCUACAGAAGAAUCGAUGGAACUACUAGCUUAGAAGACCGUGAAUCAGCUAUUGUGGACUUCAAUAGCGCUGGUUCUGACUGCUUUAUCUUCUUGCUUAGUAUCCGUGCAGCUGGUCGGGGUCUUAAUCUUCAGUCAGCUGACACUGUUGUCAUAUAUGAUCCCGACCCAAACCCUAAAAAUGAAGAACAGGCAGUUGCUAGAGCCCAUCGCAUUGGACAGACCAGGGAAGUUAAAGUCAUCUACAUGGAAGCUGUAGUUGAUAAAAUCUCUAGCCAUCAAAAAGAGGAUGAGUUUAGAAGUGGAGGUACUGUUGAUUCAGAGGAUGACCUUGCUGGCAAAGAUCGAUAUAUAGGAUCCAUUGAGAGCCUCAUUCGGAAUAACAUUCAACAGUAUAAAAUUGACAUGGCAGAUGAGGUCAUCAAUGCUGGGCGUUUUGACCAGAGAACAACACAUGAAGAGAGACGCUUGACUUUAGAAACAUUAUUGCAUGAUGAAGAGAGGUAUCAAGAAACUGUUCAUGAUGUUCCCUCACUGCAGGAAGUGAAUCGCAUGAUUGCUAGGAGUGAAGAUGAGGUUGAAUUGUUUGAUCAAAUGGAUGAAGAGCUCAAUUGGAUUGAGGACAUGACAAGGUAUGACAAUGUACCUAAGUGGCUCCGUGCCAGUACAAGAGAUGUAAAUAUUGCCGUUGCAAAUUUAUCAAAAAAACCAUCAAAAAAUACUUUAUUUGCUGCUAAUAUUGGAGUGGAAUCCAGUGAAAAGGGUUCUGAUUUAUCUCCCAAAACUGAAAGAAAAAGGGGGCGGCCAAAGGGAAAACCUGUUUACAGGGAAUUGGAUGAUGACAAUGGAGAGUUCUCCGAAGCUAGUUCUGAUGAGAGAAAUGGGUAUUCAGCACAUGAAGAAGAGGGAGAAAUCGGAGAAUUUGAAGAUGAAGAGUUUAGUGGUGCUGUUGGUGCACAACCAAGCAAUAAAGAUCAAUCAGAGGAAGAUGGUCGAAUCUGUGAUGGUGGAUAUGAGUAUCUGCGAGCUCUGGAAAGCACUAGAAACAAGCAUAUACUUGAUGAAGCUGGUUCCUCUGGGUCCUCAUCUGAUAGUAGAAGAUUGACACAAAUGGUGUCUCCUUCUAUUUCUUCCCGGAAAUUUGGUUCUCUGUCUGCGUUAGAUGCCAGGCCAAGUUCUCUUUCAAAAAGGCUGCCAGAUGAGCUAGAGGAAGGGGAAAUUGCUGUAUCUGGAGAUUCUCACAUGGACCACCAACAGUCUGGAAGUUGGAUUCAUGACCGUGAUGAAGGUGAAGAUGAACAGGUUUUGCAACCCAAGAUAAAACGGAAGCGUAGUAUUCGGAUUCGGCCCCGUCACACUGUGGAAAGGACAGAAGAGAAGUCCAGCAAUGAGAAGUCGUCUCUCCAGCGUGGAGAUUCUUCUCAGUUGCCUAUGCAAGUGGACCAUAAAUACGAAGCACAGUUAAGAUCUGACCCUGAAGCCAAAUUGUUUGGAGAAUCCAAUGCUUUUAAGCAUGACCAAAGUGAUUCAUCAUUGAAAAGUAGGCGAAAUUUACCAUCAAGGAGAAUUGGCAAUACAUCAAAAUUGCAUGCUUCACCAAAAUCUGGCAAGUUGAACAGUAUGUCUGCUCGUGCAGAGGAUGUUGCUGAACACUCUAGAGAAGGUUGGGAUGGUAAAGUUAUGAACACAGGUGGCCCUAGGAUGCCGGACAUUAUGCAAAGAAAGUGUAAGAAUGUAAUUAGCAAGCUCCAAAGGAGAAUAGACAAGGAAGGUCAUCAAAUUGUACCUCUGUUAACAGAUUGGUGGAAGAGGGUUGAAAAUUCUGGUUACAUAAGUGGACCUGGGAAUAAUAUUUUGGAUUUACGAAAGAUUGAUCAGCGCAUUGACAGGCUUGAAUAUAUUGGAGUGAUGGAACUUGUGUUUGAUGUGCAGCAGAUGUUAAAGAAUUCUAUGCAGUAUUAUGGGCUCUCACAUGAGGUGAGAGUUGAAGCCAGGAAAGUACAUGAGCUCUUCUUCAAUAUCUUGAAGAUAGCAUUCCCAGACACAGAUUUCCGAGAAGCCAGGAAUGCAAUCUCUUUCUCUGGACCAGUAUCCACCCCUGCUUCUGCUCCAUCCCCAAGACAGGCAGCUGUUGGCCAAGGCAAACGGCACAAGCCAAUCAAUGAGGUGGAACCUGACCCUUCCCCUCCCCCAAAGCAACUGUUGCGAGGGGCCGCUGCCGCUGCCGCUGCCGCUGCUAGCGAAGACAUGAGGGCUAAAAGCCACAAUUCCCAGAAAGAAUCAAGGCUUGGAAGCAGCAGUAGCCGGGAUCAGGAUGAUUCUCCACUGCUUACCCAUCCAGGAGAUCUGGUUAUCAGUAAGAAGAAGAGAAAAGAUAGGGAGAAAUCAGCAGCAAAGCCGCGAUCAGGGUCAUCUGGGCCUGUGUCACCCCCUAGUAUGGGUCGUAGUAUUAGAAGCCCGGGUCCAGGUUCAAUGCAGAAGGAUGGGAGAUCAACUCAACAAGCUACACAUCAACAAGCGUGGGCUAGCCAACCUGCUCAACAGGCCAAUGGAGGCAGCAGUGGCGGUGGCACGGUUGGUUGGGCAAAUCCGGUGAAGAGGAUGAGGACAGAUGCUGGAAAAAGGAGACCAAGCCAUUUAUGACCCUGCCCCCAAGGUUAGUGUAUGACGUAAUGGAAAAAAGAAAUUUGUUGCUAUUGAUUCCUGGUGGUUAGUUUACUGGUGGCCUUUGAAGGCCUGUACAAGUGCCAUGCCCCAUACUGUUAAUAGUGUAAGCUUCUUCUUUCCUCCCAUGUAUCUUCUCUAUUUCCAUGAUUUGGAAUCCCAUAGUUAAUAGCUGCUCCUUGCAGGCAUAAAAUUCAUCCAUGAUGAACUUUUCGAUCACUUUAAUUUUUGUCUCCUUUCUUUGCCCUUU